AUGUCGAUGCCCCCUCCUGGUGAUGGCUUUGGCGGCCAUCAGGCUCAGCAAUAUGAUCAAUAUGCCGCCCAAGAUCAACAGCCUCAGCAAGGCUAUGAGGACCCUGCUGCCGCCCAGCAGCCCCUCGACCAAGGCCCCAAGAAGAAGAAGCGAGGAUAUGCGGCUCAAGCCUUCGAGGUCGGAACUGGCGCCAACGCCGUCGCUGGUGGCCAGGCCGGCGCUCCUGCUCAGCAGUUCGGCGCUCCUCCCGCUCAACCAGGCUACGGAGGCUAUCAAGCUGAACCUCAAGCCGCUGCCCCCCAAGGCUAUCAGUAUCCUCAGCAGGGCUACGGCGCACAGCAACCCGCUGCUCCCCAGGCUCCUCAGUAUGGUUACCAAACUCCCGACCAAGGAUAUCCAGCACCGGGUGCCCCGCAGCCCGCGCCAGGAGUUGGUGGCAUUACCCAAGGUGUCGGCAACAUGAACAUUGGCGGGCAGGCCCAACAACCUCAGGGCGCUCAACCCCCUCGCCCUGCUGUUCUGAACCAGCUCUACCCUACCGAUCUCCUCAGCCAGCCCUUCAAUGUCUCGGAGCUUGACCUUCCUCCGCCCCCGAUCGUUCUUCCUCCCAACACGAGCGUUACUCCGUCCCCAGACGCCAACUGUUCCCCGCGAUAUUUCCGGUCGACCCUCAACGCCGUUCCCACAACCCACUCUCUCCUCAAGAAGUCCAAGCUGCCUCUUGCGCUCGUUAUCCAGCCCUACGGCUCUCUUCACGAUGAUGAGGAUCCCGUGCCUGUUGUGCAGGACCAGGUCAUCUCGCGUUGCCGGCGUUGCAGAACCUACAUCAACCCAUAUGUCACCUUCUUGGACCAGGGACAUCGAUGGAGGUGUAACAUGUGUAAUCUCACCAACGACGUUCCUCAGGCUUUCGACUGGGAUGCUGCUGCUCAGCAGAGUGUCGACCGAUGGCAACGACCCGAACUGAACCACGCCGUUGUUGAGUUUGUUGCUCCCCAGGAGUACAUGGUCCGCCCCCCUCAGCCUCUUAUCUAUCUGUUCUGUUUCGAUGUCAGCUACGCUGCCGUUUCAACCGGACUUGUGGCCACCGCGGCCCGCACCAUCCUGGACAGCCUCGACAGGAUACCGAAUGCCGAUCGCCGUACGCGCCUGGGAUUCCUGGCUGUCGAUUCUAGCCUGCACUACUUCUCGGUUCCCAAGGACACUGACGAGAACGGCGAGACCAAUAUGCUGGUUGUCAGCGAUCUCGACGAGCCUUUCCUGCCUAUCCCUACUGACCUGCUGGUUCCCCUGAGCGAGAGCCGUCAAAGCGUCGAAAAGUUCCUCCAGAAGCUUCCCGACAUGUUCCAGAACAACCAGAGCAAUGGAUCAUGCAUGGGAUCGGCCCUGCGUGCAGCCCACAAGCUUAUCUCUACCCUUGGAGGCAAGAUCGUCGUCCUGACUGCUUCUCUGCCCAACAUCGGUGUCGGCAAGCUUGAGAUGCGUGAGGACAAGAAGCUGCUUGGCACAUCAAAGGAGGGUGCUCUGCUUCAGACCUCCAACAGCUUCUACAAGAGCUUCGCUGUCGAGUGUUCAAAGAGUCAAGUGUCCAUCGACAUGUUCCUCUUCUCAUCACAGUACCAAGACGUUGCCUCCCUCAGCAACCUUCCUCGAUACACUGGUGGACAGACCUGGUUCUACCCGGGCUGGCACGCUUCGCGACCCGAGGACGCCCUCAAGUUUGCUUCAGAGUUCAGCGACUAUCUAUCGUCUGAGAUUGGCCUGGAGGCUGUGCUUCGAGUCCGUGCUACCAGUGGCUUGAGAAUGAACACAUUCUAUGGCAACUUCUUCAACCGAAGCUCUGACCUAUGUGCCUUCCCUGCCUUCCCCCGCGACCAGUGCUACGUUGUUGAGGUGGCUAUUGAUGAGAAUCUUACCAAGAACGUCGUCUGCCUCCAGGCAGCGGUGCUGCACACUACCUGCAAUGGCGAGCGUCGUAUUCGCGUUAUGACUCUGGCUCUUCCCACAACGACCAACCUGUCCGACAUGUACGCAUCAGCCGACCAGUGUGCUAUCACCACUUACUUCAGCCACAAGGCCGUGGAGCGGUCACUCUCAAGCGGCCUCGAUGCGGCCCGAGACGCACUGCAAAGCAAGGUUACUGAGCUGUUGCAGACUUUCAAGAAGGAGCUUGCUGGAGGCAGCAUGGGCGGUGGUCUGCAAUUCCCUGCCAACCUACGUGGUCUCCCCCUUCUGUUCUUGGGUCUGAUCAAGAACGUUGGUCUCCGCAAGUCAUCUCAAAUCCCAUCCGACAUCAGAUCAGCAGCGCUCUGCCUCCUGUCAACGCUCCCUGUACCCCUUCUUAUGCGCUAUAUCUACCCUCGUCUGUACUCGCUACACGAUAUGCCAGACAACGCGGGAGUUCCCGAUCAGGAGACAGGUCACAUUGCGCUUCCCCCUGCACUGAAUCUGUCAUCAGAACGGCUCGUGCCCUACGGCCUGUACCUUAUCGAUGACGGCCAAACCCAGUUCCUUUGGAUCGGCCGAGAUGCCGUGCCCCAGCUGGUGCAAGAUGUGUUUGGAGCGGAGGACCGAAGCCAGAUCCAGGUUGGCAAGGGCCGUGUACCGGAGCUGGAGGGAGACUUCAACGAACGUGUGCGGGCCGUGGUCCAGAAGAGCCGAGACCACAAGUCACUAGGUGUGGGCAGCACUAUAUUGCCCCACCUCUACAUCGUGCGAGAAGACGGAGAACCCAGUCUGAAGCUCUGGGCGCAAACCCUGCUUGUGGAGGACCGAGCCGACCAAGGUGUGAGCGCUGCUCAAUGGCUAGGCAUGUUGAGAGAAAAGGUUGUUCAGUAA
Fusarium sp. VM40 is the source of this 2838-nucleotide messenger RNA. NCBI's taxonomy places the organism in Eukaryota, Fungi, Ascomycota, Sordariomycetes, Hypocreales, Nectriaceae. The record is from the annotation of a GenBank genome assembly.